AUGUUGUCGUUAAGCAAUAUGUUGCGAACUCAAGUCCUCCGAUCAGGGAGAUCAGCCACCCGAAACACAGUACUUGUUGCACGCUCAGCAACAGCAACAAUUCAGGCAAAUCGUCGAACCUUUUCAACUACCCAAAGAACUCUUUGUGCAGGCUGUGCAACUUCUGGGGCUCAGGCAUGCCCUCGUCACAAGCCGAAUAGUCGUGCUAGCGCCAGCAAUAUCACCACAAACUUCUAUACCACCAGCCUGAGCAAGAAUGCUGCAUACGCAACAACAGCCAGCCCAACCAUUCCUACUGAGCAAUGGGCACAAGUUCUAGAAAAUACUGGAGGAGCUGUCCAAUACAAGAAGAUCCCAGUUCCUACACCAGCAUCAGAUGAAGUUCUCAUCAACGUCAGGUACAGCGGAGUUUGCCAUACAGACCUUCACGCUGUAAAUGGUGAUUGGCCACUCGCUCCCAAGAUGCCUCUGGUCGGAGGCCACGAAGGUGCUGGUGUGGUAGUUGCAAGAGGAGAACUCGUGAAAGACGUUGAGAUUGGCGACCAUUCCAACGAAUCGCUUUGUUCUCACGCUUCAUUAUCUGGUUACACAGUCGAUGGCUCAUUCCAGCAGUAUGCCGUUGGCAAGGCAGCGCAUGUAGCGCGUAUCCCCAAGGACUGCGACCUCGCUGGUGUAGCGCCUAUCCUAUGUGCUGGCCUAACUGUUUACAAAGCUCUCAAGUCCUCUGGUGUUCGUCCAGGACAGAGCGUAGUUAUUGCAGGUGCAGGCGGAGGCCUUGGUGUUUUUGCGAUCCAGUACGCUAAGGCUAUGGGGUUGCGUGUAACAGCUCUCGACGGCGGCGAGGAGAAGCGCAAGGUCUGUACUGAGCUUGGCGCUGAUACUUUUGUCGAUUUCAAAACUUCUACAGAUAUCGUUGGAGAGAUCAAGAACUCCACUGGGGGCUUAGGACCUGACGGGGUUCUGCUUCUAGCGGCGAGUGAGAAGCCUUUCCAACAGGCGAGUCAGUAUGUCAAGAGUAAGGGAACCAUCGUUUGUGUGGGAUUGCCAGCCAAUGCUUUUGUCAAGGCCCCCGUGUUUGACACUGUUGUUCGAGAAAUCAAUAUCAAAGGUAGUUAUGUCGGCAACAGACAAGAUACCGCCGAAGCCAUCGAGUUUUACAGACAGGGACUUAUCAAAGCGCCAUAUAAGAUUGUUGGUCUAUCAGAGCUUCAGAAGGUUUAUGAUAUGAUGAUUGAAGGAAAUAUCGCUGGUCGCUAUGUAGUAGAUACCAGUAGAUGA
Messenger RNA from Fusarium coffeatum, 1278 nucleotides. RefSeq lists its product as uncharacterized. The record is from RefSeq and is a predicted model, not a curated record. NCBI's taxonomy places the organism in Eukaryota, Fungi, Ascomycota, Sordariomycetes, Hypocreales, Nectriaceae. Bases 1 to 1278 code for a protein of 425 amino acids. The transcript has 5 exons. Gene Ontology annotation, molecular function: oxidoreductase activity; zinc ion binding.